CGCGUCCCGCGGUCUGCUGGGAGCCGGCGGGAGCCGAGCUGGAGCAGCAGGCAGAGCAGUGGGGGGUCGCCGCCCGCAGCCUCGUGCGGACUGGGGGCCGGACUCGCAGAUUACGUUUCCCCUCCCCCUGGAGCUGGAGCGGCGGCGGCCAGACACCAGCUUGGCUGAGCGGCUCGCGGAGGAGCUGGGCGAUGGGGAGGCUGCAGGGGCGGUGGGGCCCGGAGCCCUCGCGCCGGCCCGCGCGGGGAGCGGCCCCGGGCGUUUGCUAGCGCGUGAGCGGAGGCGGGGCCCGGGCGGGGAGCGCGGCUCGGGAAGCUGCUGCCUCGGGCCCUGCCCGCCUGCCUCCGCCGCGGCUGGUGGCGAUGGAGCUGGCGGCCACCAGACCCCGAGCGACAUCGCGCCCACGACUCCCGGCACCCAUGCCCUGGCUGCUGUUGCUGCUGCUGCUUCUGCUUCUGCUGCCGCUGCCGGGCCCAGCGGCCUCCCAGCUGCGCUACUCGGUGCCGGAGGAGCAGGCGCCCGGAGCGCUCGUGGGCAACGUGGCCCGCGCGCUGGGGCUGGAGCUGCGGCGCCUGGGGCCAGGCUGCCUGCGCAUCAGCCAUCUGGGCUCGCCCAGCCCGCGCUACCUGGAGAUGGACCUGACGAGCGGAGCGCUCUUCGUCAACGAGCGCAUUGACCGCGAGGCGCUGUGCGAGCAGCGGCCCCGCUGCCUGCUCAGCUUGGAGGUGCUGGCGCACAGUCCGGUGGCUGUGAGCGCAGUGGAGGUGGAGGUCCUGGACAUCAACGACAACUCGCCGCGCUUCCCGCGGCCUGACUACCAGCUUCAGGUCAGCGAGUCGGUGGCGCCAGGGGCGCGUUUUCACAUAGAGAGCGCGCAGGACCCGGACGUGGGCGUCAACUCAGUGCAGAGCUACCAGCUCAGCCCCAGUGAGCACUUCGAGCUGGACCUUAAGCCCCUACAGGAGAAUAGUAAGGUUCUGGAGCUGGUGCUGCGGAAGGGACUGGACCGCGAGCAGGCGGUCUGGCACCAUCUGGUCCUCACGGCUGUGGACGGGGGCAGCCCGGCCCGCUCCGGCACAGCGCAGAUCUCUGUGCAAGUCCUGGACACGAACGACAAUUCUCCCGCCUUCGACCAGUCCACUUACCGCGUCCAGCUGCGGGAGGAUGCGCCCCCUGGCACCCUGGUGGUAAAGCUGAACGCCUCUGACCCGGAUGAGGGCUCCAAUGGCGAGCUCAGGUACUCCUUGAGUAGCUACACGUCUGACCGGGAGAGGCAGCUCUUCAGCAUCGACGCCAGCACCGGGGAAGUGCGGGUCAGUGGAGCCCUGGAUUACGAGGAGGCUUCUUCCUAUCAGAUCUAUGUGCAGGCCACUGACCAGGGUCCAGUGCCCAUGGUGGGUCACUGCGAGGUUCUGGUGGACAUUGUGGACGUGAACGACAAUGCACCAGAGGUGGUGCUCAGGGACCUGUACAGCCCAGUGCCUGAGGAUGCUGCACCCAACACCCUAGUGGCUCUUCUCAGUGUCAGUGACCAAGACUCAGGCUCCAACCAGAGAGUGAGCCUGGGUCUGGAAGUCACAUUGCCUUUCCGCCUGAACGGCAUUGGAAACUCCUACACUCUAAUGGUGAGUGGCCCUCUGGACAGGGAGCGUGUAGCUGCCUAUAACAUCACAGUGACAGCCACUGAUGGUGGAGUGCCACAGCUCACAUCCCAGCGGACACUGCAGGUUGUGAUCUCUGACAUCAACGACAACCCACCAGGCUUCCUGCAGGACUACUACUCUAUCUAUGUCCAGGAGAACAAUCUGCCAGGGGUGUUGCUCUGCACCGUGCAAGCCACAGACCCAGAUGAGAAGGAGAACGCAGAGGUGACUUACUCCCUCCUGGAGAAGGAGGUUCAAGGGCUACCAGUCACCUCCUAUGUCUCCAUCGACAGUGCCAGUGGCAGCCUUUAUGCUGUCAACUCAUUUGACUAUGAGAAGUUCAGGGAGUUCUAUGUGAUCGUGGAGGCCCGGGACAAGGGGAACCCACCAUUGAGCAGCACUGUGACCACCAAUGUGUAUGUGGUGGACAUGAAUGACCAUGCCCCUCAUAUCCUGUACCCUACCUCAACCAACUCCUCAGCAGCCUUUGAGAUGGUGCCUCGAAGUGCCCCUGCUGGCUACCUGGUCACCAAAGUUAUAGCCAUGGACUCAGACUCUGGGCAGAAUGCUUGGCUCUUUUACCAUCUGGUCCAGACUUCUGACCUGGACCUCUUUAAAGUAGAGCUACAUACAGGAGAAAUUAGGACUACCAGGAAAGUGGGAGAUGAGAGUGGAACCACUUUUAACUUGACUGUGUUGGUUCGAGAUAAUGGAGAGCCAUCACUCUCAUCCUCUGUGGCCAUUACAAUUGCUGUGGUGGACAGGGUUUCCAGAAUCCUUCCUGAUACUCAGAGACAUGUGAAGAACUCUCGGACAUACUCUGAAAUCACGCUUUAUUUAAUCAUAGCAUUAAGCACAGUGUCUUUUAUAUUUCUUUUGACAAUCAUUGUCCUGAGCAUCAUUAAGUGCUACCACUACACUGCAUAUGGUACUGCGUGCUGUGGAGGCUUCUGUGGAGUGAGGGAGCGGUGCCCUGCAGAACUGUACAAGCAGGCCAAUAACAACAUUGAUGCUAGGAUUCCACAUGGCCUCAAAGUACAGCCUCACUUCAUUGAAGUGCGAGGGAAUGGCUCCCUCACAAAGACUUACUGCUAUAAGGCCUGUCUGACAGCAGGCUCAGGGAGUGACACUUUCAUGUUUUACAACACAGGGGCGCAGACAGGACCAGGACCAGGACCUGGACCUGGGGGAGCCCAGGCAUCAGCCAGGGACAGCAGGCACCUCACAGGUCAAAGUGGACAGAGUGCUGGGAACCUGAUUAUUCUAAAAAAUGAGUCUGUUUCUCAGAAUGAGCCACGACAGCCCAACCCUGACUGGCGUUACUCUGCCUCCCUCAGAGCAGGAAUGCACAGCUCUGUGCACCUGGAAGAGGCUGGUGUUUUACGGGCUGGGCCAGGGGGGCCUGAUCAGCAGUGGCCAACAGUAUCCAGUGCGACACCAGAACCAGAGGCAGGAGAGGUGUCCCCUCCAGUAGGUGCUGGUGUCAACAGCAACAGCUGGACCUUUAAAUACGGACCAGGCAACCCCAGGCAAUCUGGUCCCGGUGAGUUGCCAGACAAAUUCAUUAUCCCAGGAUCUCCUGCAAUCAUCUCCAUCCGGCAGGAGCCUGCUAACAGCCAAAUUGACAAAAGUGACUUCAUAACCUUCGGCAAAAAGGAAGAGACCAAGAAGAAGAAGAAAAAGAAGAAGGGUAACAAGGCCCAGGAGAAAAAAGAGAAAGGGAACAGCACGACUGACAACAGUGACCAGUGAGGUCAUCUAAUGGAAACAAGCCACUUAGCCAGUUUUUGUAAUAAUGGCAAAUCUCUCCCAUGUAGCAACUCCCUAUCCUCUCUCUUGUCCACUUAAGCCCUCUCCUCUUAGAGACCUCAGAAAUCUGCAGAAAGUUCCCUGUGUCUGUCUGAUCACAUUUAACAGAUUUUGUCUUGAAAAGCUUUAUUAAGUCUGGUGUUAACUCUUUCUCUCCACUCUGGCUUGUUUUCAGAACCUAAAAAGCAGACCCAAGUUUCCUUUCUCCUCCGUCGCAAAGGAGAGGCUUCCCAGCCCCGCCAGUGAGAGGUUGGACUCUCUGCCCAGUGCUCCCAGGAUCCUGUCUUGAUGAUACUUGCAGGGCAGGCUGAAAGUUUUUGAGAUUGAGCAGCUUGGGUGUGUGUGGCCACUGGGUAUGUGUGGCUACUGGGGUAUGUGUGUACCAGAUAUUUAGACUAGUUGGGUCAAGUAGGGUUGGGAAAAGCAGGUGAAAAAUGGUGGUGGUGGUGGAAGGAAGGUGAAAUGAAAAGGGACCAGACUUUCUAGCUCUUACAACUCAAGAGGUGGUGACCAUCCUCUAGCAGACAAAGCUAUCCUCAGUGACAAGACUUUCUUGUGUUGGUUGUGUUGUUAAUAUCUACAACAUGCAUUAUACCAACAAGCCAAGAUAAUAGUGUUUAAGGGGAGCCAGUUAGGGCCACAGAAGCAGAUCUGAUGUGUUUCUUCUAUAUGUUCUUGUGCUCACUUUAUUAAACAUUCUUUUGCACACAAUGUUUAUGAAAAGGCCAGGUCCUUUUCCAGUAACACAUAUGCAAAAGCAAAAGAAAACCCCAACACCUCACUUUAUGCUAUUUGUUAUUUUAUAGAUUUAAGAAAAAAAUCUAUUAACUAUUAAUCUUUAAAGAAAAAUAAGAUGAAUACAAUUCCCCUAAACUCUCCUCAGAAAAAGAAUCCAGUCUACAGCCAUUGAAAUGACCAUUGCUGCUACAGAAGUGCUUUAAGAGAAUUGCCUAAGACAUCUGUAUUAUAUGGGCCACCUGCCAAUCACAGCUUUACUCUUUCAGGUCACUCUGGGGCUGCCUCUUGCAUGUACUAAUUAAUGAAAGGAUCUUUCUCAUUCUUUUCUAAGAAGCAGUUAUGUGCACUUUGAAUACACAGUCUUCUCAAGUCAACUAUAUCAAACCCAGAAAUUAAAGAAACAUAUUGUUUUCUCAUACAUACAGUGAGCAGACUUUUCAGUACUCUAAUUCUGUGAUUUGUCUGGGUGUGCUAGCCUACACCUUCUCUCUGGUUUACUUCUCCUUUUCUCUAACACUCUGAAUUGCUAAUCUUGCUAACACCUAUGAUGUUACCUGAAACCAAUCUCCCAUAUGUAUGCUGUAUGCUAUUAUAAGACUCCUGAAAUAUACUUAUUCUGUGCUUGUGUAUGUGAAUGUUAAUGCAACUAUUACCUAGAGUGAACUUUAAGCUUUAUUGUCGAAUGUAAUUCCAUUAUGAUUCCUUUUUGUACACCUGUGGAAAAAGUGAAGUAGUGUUUUUUUUAGCCAUUGUUAAUCAGCUUUUGUGUAUGAAAGAUACAGUAAAAUUUCUUUCUUAAAUCAA
Messenger RNA from Erinaceus europaeus (western European hedgehog), 4994 nucleotides. Its product is annotated as protocadherin alpha-C2. The transcript has 4 exons. Gene Ontology annotation, molecular function: calcium ion binding. Bases 363 to 3395 code for a protein of 1010 amino acids. The record is from RefSeq and is a predicted model, not a curated record. Gene Ontology annotation, biological process: homophilic cell-cell adhesion. Lineage: Eukaryota; Metazoa; Chordata; Mammalia; Eulipotyphla; Erinaceidae. Gene Ontology annotation, cellular component: plasma membrane.